CGUGUGCGAUAUUUACAUCUAAUGACCAAAUGUUGUUGUGGCUGUUAGAGGAUUCUGUUCGCCUGCCGGGCGCAAUUCAACUUCGAGCCGAAUCAGCUCAAGCUUGAGCACUCGACAUCUUCUCAUAUCAUCAUUCACAGAUAUAUGCACCUACGUCCAUACUUCUCAUCCUCUGCCCGAUCAAGGCAUCAGCAUUGUGUUGCACUCCCGGCUGUCGCAGUGAUGCCAUUUCUGACAGAAUUACAAGCCUUUCUCUUCGAGGCCGAUCGCGGAAGAUACGAAUUGAACGCUCUCAGGCUGGCAACUACAGGAUCGUCGAGGCAUCAGCUAGGGGUCGCCCUCGCAGAGCUGAAUCAGGUCAAGACUGGUGCCGAGCGACAGUGGACUUUAUUUUAUCUCUUGAGGACCACGAGUACGAUGGACGAGACAGCGAAUCUGUACAAGGGAUUGCUCAGAUAUCUCUACGAGGGCGACCACUGGAUCGACGGAUUGGGCGUGGAUCAAUAUCUAAUAGAGAUCGAGUACGAGAGACACUUUGCGGAUCGGAGGGAAAGCCUCGAUCUUCCUCGCAACUGGAUAGCGCUUGCAAAGAAUCGCCUGACAGCGCGAUGGGCUGCCAAGGCAGAAGAGCUCGCUGCUCAACAGAUCCUACCGGCUGUACCCAAUGUCAAGCCAGAGGACAAGGCCGAUGUGAAGAAACGCAGAAAGCCUGCCGAGACCGGCGAGAAGCCAUCCAAGCGACGUUCUCUUUCUAAUCCGUCGGAUCUCGCUCCAGCUUCGAAACCGAUUGAACAGGCAGACAGCGAGCAGCCUUUGGCAACCCAAAAAAGGAAGAAGAAGUCGAAGAGAUUCCAGGAGGAUGAAGAGGGGCAGGAGGAACCUGCCGUGCCUCGCACAUUAUGGGAUGCCGUCGUGGACGACGAGUAUCGAAAGAUGAUCGAUACGGCCGAGAGUGGACACAACGUGCUGCCACCCAACCUCGACGAAUUUCCCACCGAGACGGGCCCACACGACUGGCCUGAAGGUGAUACGCUCCACUGGUUCGAAAUCGUUCAACAAGCCUGUGCCAAUAUCAAACUCCUCACCCUCCCGCUCUCCUACCCGGACCUAGUCAAACAAGCUGGAAGACGGAAGCCUAAAAAGGCUCAGCAGAAGUAUACUCCGGAAGAGGUCGAGCAGUGGGAACGCGUCGUUAAGGAAUGGGAUGCCGCGAUGGUGGACCUCCCGCAGAUCAGAGGAAACGCGAUCAUCAGGACCAACGAUGGGGAGAUCGUGUUGUACAAGCUCGACAAUGCCUUGACGAAGGGCUGGGAGGAUCCAGAAGUCGGAGCCAAGUUCAUCGCUCACCUGACGGACAGCCUCGAGACGCUACGUGAGAAAUGGAAUGGGCCGCUACCUCUUCCGGGCAAGAGCGACACCCGACAUCACGCUCUAGAAGAGAUGAGGGCCAAGUACGGAGCGGAUAACGUCGGCGUUUGGCACUUCGCCUUCUGGAUCGCUCAGGGCCAGCCGCAUCGAGGUCCGGUCAUCUCGUCCCAAUGUCAUGGCUUGAAUAACGUCUGGAGGUUUGAACCGGCGAGUCGAUUUUUGGAAGCCAUGGCGCCGUGGCAGCAGGCGGCAGCGAUGCUAUUCAGAUUGCUCGAACCGAAAUCAUGUAAAAGGUGAGAUAUUCCCGAUGGUCAUCGUGUUCCGGGCCUUCUCGUCCCUGAUCAUGCCUACCGGUCUUGCAGGUACAAGGACAACUUUGAAACCCUCUGCGACAAAUAUACCACCCUUCAAACCAUCCGCAAGACCCCACGAACGACAUUUCUCGGCCUGGCCAUCCCUUUCCAGGUCCGCGUCCUCCCUCACAAAGACAACU
This is a messenger RNA of Filobasidium floriforme, 1861 nucleotides long. RefSeq lists its product as uncharacterized. The transcript has 2 exons. Lineage: Eukaryota; Fungi; Basidiomycota; Tremellomycetes; Filobasidiales; Filobasidiaceae. Bases 145 to 1665 code for a protein of 506 amino acids. The record is from RefSeq and is a predicted model, not a curated record.